Molecule: messenger RNA, 1915 nt
Organism: Tilletiaria anomala UBC 951
Lineage: Eukaryota; Fungi; Basidiomycota; Exobasidiomycetes; Georgefischeriales; Tilletiariaceae
Product: S-adenosyl-L-methionine-dependent methyltransferase
Exons: 2
Coding region: 71-1564 (497 amino acids)
Biological process (GO): C-terminal protein methylation
Molecular function (GO): protein C-terminal leucine carboxyl O-methyltransferase activity
Source: RefSeq, a predicted model, not a curated record
GCCCUUCCAAGGCGUGGAGACGCCAUGGCGGAGGCAUAGGGACAUGGACGAGAGGGUAGACCCAUGCACCAUGCCCGCACCGCUGCGUGAUCCGCUCGACUUUGCAGGCGAUGACGGUGGACAAGAUGCACAGCAGCACGGCGCAGUACCCCGCCCCCAGGGACAGGGAGAUCGAGGCGCCAGCCGGGGGGCUGCAACUGGCCUUUCCUUGGGCCUGGCCUGUUCCAAAGGCGGCGCCGGCCGCAUGCAACCAGGGUUGCUAGCAUUGAACCUCGGGGCUUCUCGUAAGGCAUCCCUUUCCGUCUCUCCCUCAGCCUCUGGCCCGAGCUCCAUAGCCGGCACACCGACGCCGGACGACGCGGUGCGCUCCACAGACUCGGAUGCGCUCCUCUCGCGCCUGUCCGCCAUCGCGGCCGGCUACCUGCCUCCCAACGCGUUUUCAGCCGAGCUUCUGUCCGCGGCCAGUAGCGCACAGGCUGGGUGGAAGCUCGUGCCUGGAUCGCACGCGGCCGUGCCCGUCGCGUCGCAUGUCGCAGCACGCAGGCCGCCCUUGAUCAACGUCGGGACGUACCUGCGCUGCACGUGUAUGGACAAGCGCGUCCGGGCGUCCCUCGCAUCAUCCGGAAGCGUAAAAGGCAAGCGGAAAGGCAAGCAGGUCAUCAGCUUGGGCGCAGGCAGCGAUGAUCGCUUCUGGAGGCUCGCAGCGUCGACGGAUCCAUCGGGUAACUCGCAGCAUCUUGAGCGAUACGUCGAGGUCGACUUCCCCCAACUGACCGCUAGCAAAAUUCGAAGCAUAUCGCGCUCGGCUGCCCUUGCAACUCCUCUGACGAAUGGUGCAACGCCACCCUUGCCUCUGACGCAGGAGACAGGUGUGCAGAUCACCAUGGACGGUACAGAGCUGCAUGCCGCGCGCAGCGGGUAUCACCUCCUUCCGAUUGACCUCCGGCAUCUAGCACAUCCCCCUCCUCACUCAUCCUCUUCUUCUUCUGACACCGCACCCUCAGAAGCACGCGCAGUUUUACGUGAAGCCAUCGACCCGAGCUUGCCGACCGUCGUCCUGCUUGAGUGUGUCCUCUCCUAUCUCGAGCCGUCGACAUCGGACGCGCUGCUUGGCUGGCUGCUGCGCGACUUGCUGCGCACGUGCCCGCACGUCGCGGUGCUCAGCUACGACAUCUGCCUCGGCGGCGACCUGCAACAGCGCUCUGCGUCGGACGGCGAGCAGCAGGCAAUUGUCUCUGAGUUCGGCCAGGUCAUGCUGCAGAACUUGCGAGCGCGGCGCCUGGACAUACCCGGCGCGAAAGCGACGACGCUGCCGCAUAUGCAUGCAGAGCGGCUCCGCAGGACGCUGUCGCCAUUGCCGGAACGAGAGCUAGAAGGAAAUAAGCGUGAGACACCGGCGGAGGUGAGCGUGCAGGCAACGAGCUUGCGCAGCAUCUGGGAAGGACUCGACGCGGGCGAACGUGAUCGACUGUCGAAAGUCGAGGGCCUCGACGAGGUGGAAGAGCUCAAUCUCCUACUCUCGCACUACUGCAUCUCCGAAGGGCGACGCAUUUUAUGCACAUGAGAUACAGAGACCCGCGACGGAAGCUAACAUGAUACCCGAGUCCUUUUUGCCAUCCGACGCAAACAAAAAUGCACUAGAAUUACAAGUGGCACACGCCCGUGCGAUGAAAUUGUGUAUGAAUAGACCGAUACCGUGUAUGAGCUUGCAGACGGGACAACGGGUCACGGUCAAUCCUCAUCUGUAUCUACGAGGCCAUUGCCAGUGGAGGUGAAGCCUGGUCGGGGUAGACAUCGAAAAUAGUUAGCAUUUAUGCGGAACAAAGCAGACUGAAGCACAUGGCAGGCUCACCACUCGUCGCCCAGCCGGCCAUAUUCGCUUCCUCCUCGCGUUUCCGUCGGCGCUCCUUCUCCG